This is a messenger RNA of Astrephomene gubernaculifera, 1814 nucleotides long. Lineage: Eukaryota; Viridiplantae; Chlorophyta; Chlorophyceae; Chlamydomonadales; Astrephomenaceae. The record is from the annotation of a GenBank genome assembly.
UGUUUCGGGCCGAUUCAUGUAAGUGCGUGAAGUACGGUUGUGGCAACGUUCGCGGUCGGUGGCAACGCAACCAAACCGGCCACCAACUUCUAGCGAGCCCAACGCCCACAAUCAGUCAGCACUAAACUUGCACCAGCCUUGUCAGCGUAGCGUAAGCUAAGGUCGUAUAGUUCAACACUAGGACGUCCACCCUAGCCAGUAUGGACGCCCUUUACGCCGAUGGCGCACACGGAGAUGAUGAUGUAACGAAAGGGCCAUGGACGCCAGGUGCUGUGAGGGACUAUGACCUAUUGUCGGGGCGUUGGUGUCCGUGGUGGACCGGACAACUUUCUUAACGAUGACGCUUUUGGCGCAGAGGAGGACGCGGUUCUGCGCCAGCUUGUUUUAGCUCAGGGCCCUAGGAACUGGACAUCAAUUGCAUCCUGCAUUCCGGGGCGGUCGGGCAAGAGCUGCAGGCUGCGAUGGCUGAACCAGCUCAGUCCUGCCGUGAAAAGCGGGCCCUUUUCCGCUGAAGAGGACGCUGUCAUCCUCUGGGCGCACAUGCAGUACGGCAACAAGUGGGCCAGCAUCGCCAAACACCUGCCCGGCCGCACCGACAACCACAUUAAGAACCGCUGGAACUGCACCCUCAAGAAGAAGCACUCCGAGAUCAUGGCCCAACUCCGUAACGAAACCGGCCCCGACGGCAUCGUCUCCAUCGCCGCCAUCCACAACGUCCUCAUCACGCAGCAGGGAGGAGGGGGUCGCGGACCGCUGGUCCGGGGACCCGGGCCAGCACGCGGCCCCGGGUCUCCCGGUGGCCUGCUGGGCCCCCUCCCCGGGCUGGGCGGGCUGGGACGCGAUCCGGGCGGCGUGGCGUCAUUGCUGCCUCCCGCCUUCAGCGGCGGCCUGGGCGCCGGCCUCCCCGGCGGCCUGCCCCCCGGCCUGCCCCCGGCCCUGGGCGGGCUGCCCGGUCAGCUGCCUCCCAUGAUGCUGGGCCCUAUGGCCACCGCAGCGGCGAUGGCGGAUCAGGAGCGGCGGCUGAGGCUGGUGGGGGCGGGCGGCGGCGGCAGCGCCUUCUCAUUGUACGGCAACGGCAGCCUCAAACAGUCUGAUGAGCAACGGGGCAUGAAGCGGAGUCGAGGGGACGGUGAGGGGGGCAGCUCAGACGCCGAGUCGGAUGAGGAUACCGCAGCCGUCGCCCUGAAGCAGCUCGCACAUCAAGAUCCCCGGGAGGGCCACGAGGGCCCCAACGUCCUCCUCAACCUCAACAACCUCAACCUCCUCAACCACCACCACCACAUGAACGGUGCGGCCAACAACGGUAACAGCAGCCACCAACACAACAGCAACAGCAACAGUGCUAACCGGGGUGGCGAGGAGGACGGGGGCGCAGGAGGACCUGGCAGCGCAGCACGCAACGGCGGCAGCGGCAGCGGCGGCACUGAGGAUGAGGAAGAGGGGCGCGCGGGUGAACGCGGCGAGGGGGAGGGAAACAGCCCCGGACCGGGCCAGCAGCGUAACCAGCAGCUGCAGCAUCACCAAGGUCGCCGCGGGGAGGGUCUUGAUGAUGGGGAGGAGGACGGCGAGGAGGAGGACGAGGAGGAUGGGGAUGGGGAUAGAGACGGUGGUGAGGGCGACCGCAGCGGAGGUCGGGCUGCAGCGGGCAGCACGGGACACGCCGGCAACCCGGGCAGCGCCGGCAAGAGCCGGCAGGGCUCAGGCGGACCCCACAACACCCACAACAAUACCUCCUCCUCGGGGCAUCAACUGAAGCGCGAACGGGACGACGCUCUUGGGCCCCCAGGCAGCGGCGGCGGCGCCAACAAGCCGGG